GAAAACAAUUGAUAUUCAUCAAUUAAGUUUGAGUAGUAUAGCUCAAGAUGGUAGGGUUUGGCUCUCCUUGUGGUGCAUGCAAGUUCUUGAGGAGAAAGUGUGUGAGAGGAUGUGUGUUUGCUCCCUACUUCUGCCAUGACCAAGGUGCUGCUCAUUUUGAGGCUAUCCACAAAGUGUUCGGGGCGAGCAACUUCUCGAAGCUCCUCCUCCACCUCCCGGCUUCCCAACGGUCCGAAGCCGCCCUCACCAUCUCCUACGAGGCUCAAGCCAGGCUGCAAGAUCCUAUUUACGGUUGCGUGGCACACAUCUUCGCGUUGCAACAACAAGUUGUAACUUUGGAGGCGCAAAUAGAAUCGUUAAAGGCUCAAACAGCGCAAAGUUACUCUUCGACAUCGAGACUUGAAGAAGAUGAGCUGAAUAACAAGCUCCCACAACAUCACACAGGCGAAUUAGACUAUUUAUUCGCCCGCGAAAUGAGCAUAACUCAAUCUUCGGUUUCAGAUACCAAUAUGAACCCUGAAGUCAUGUUGCACCUUGAGGAUGUGCUUCUCAAUUCGAAUUCCUUCCAAUCUUCUCAGCAUUCAUAUACGAGCUACGACAAUCAGUUCUCGAUUACCACCGAUGCUAAUUCAUCGUGCACGGUGACUUCACUCGACCUACAAGCCAAUGCAAUGAGAUCGACAUAUCAGGAUAUGGAUGAUCUUCAUUCUGUUGCAUUUGGCUACCUUAAUUGUGCAUGAGAGGCCACAUGAGUGAGUUCAAACAAGAGACAUUUGUUAGUCCUUCAUGACGACCGAUUAGGCUUGUCGAUGGUGUACGAUAUAUAAACAAAAAUGAAACGA
Zingiber officinale is the source of this 842-nucleotide messenger RNA. Its product is annotated as LOB domain-containing protein 29-like. Bases 48 to 740 code for a protein of 230 amino acids. Gene Ontology annotation, biological process: hormone-mediated signaling pathway; positive regulation of DNA-templated transcription. Lineage: Eukaryota; Viridiplantae; Streptophyta; Magnoliopsida; Zingiberales; Zingiberaceae. The transcript is spliced from 2 exons. Gene Ontology annotation, cellular component: nucleus. The record is from RefSeq and is a predicted model, not a curated record.